Molecule: messenger RNA, 7198 nt
Organism: Melospiza melodia melodia
Lineage: Eukaryota; Metazoa; Chordata; Aves; Passeriformes; Passerellidae
Gene: QRICH1
Product: glutamine rich 1
Exons: 11
Coding region: 182-2500 (772 amino acids)
Source: RefSeq, a predicted model, not a curated record
CGCGGUGAUUGGCUGCAGGGGGUUGAAUGUAAGAUGGCGCCCAGGGAGCUGUGAGGGGAAAAGACUCGGGGCCGAGGCAGCGGCGGCGACAGGGCCGGGAACGUUACAAGUCUAAGAGCUCAGGACAAGAGCAGCAGAAAUACAUGCAACAUGGUGACUGGAACCCUGAGGACCUUGCAAUAUGAAUAAUUCUCUGGAGAACACCAUUUCCUUUGAAGAAUACAUCCGUGUGAAGGCACGAACGAUCCCCCAGCACAGGAUGAAGGAGUUUCUAGACUCCCUUGCUUCCAAGGGGCCAGAAGCUCUCCAGGAGUUCCAACAGACAGCCACCACCACAAUGGUGUAUCAGCAGGGUGGCAACUGCAUUUACACGGACAGCACAGAGGUGGCUGGGUCUUUGCUUGAACUUGCUUGUCCUGUGACAACCAGUAUCCAGCAACAAACUCAGCCAGAGCAGCAGAUACAGGUGCAGCAACCCCAGCAAGUGCAGGUUCAGGUGCAGGUCCAGCAGUCACCGCAGCAGGUCUCCGCCCAGCAGCUCUCUCCACAGCUCUCUGUCCAUCAGGCUUCAGAGCAGCCAAUACAGGUGCAGGUGCAGAUCCAGGGCCAGGCACAGCAGCAGGCAUCCCAGACAAUACAGAGUCAGUCUCUUCAGAGCCCCAGCCCGUCGCAGCUGCAGGCAGCCCAGAUCCAAGUGCAGCAUGUGCAGACUGCCCAGCAGAUCCAGGCUGCAGAGCUACAGGAGGAGCACAUACAGCACCAGCAGAUCCAGGCCCAGCUUGUGGCAGGACAGGCCAUUACUGGUGGCCAGCAGAUCCAGAUCCAGACAGUUGGGGCACUGUCACCCCCACCUUCCCAACAAGGCUCCCCACGCGAGGGAGAGAGGCGGAUCAGCUCUGCGAGCGUCCUUCAGCCGGUGAAGAAGCGCAAAGUGGAUAUGCCUAUUACUGUGUCCUAUGCUAUUUCAGGGCAGCCAGUUGCCACAGUGCUGGCCAUUCCUCAGGGCCAGCAGCAAAGUUAUGUCUCUCUAAGGCCAGACUUAUUAACAGUGGACAGUGCCCACCUGUACAGUGCCACUGGGACCAUUACUAGCCCCACUGGAGAGACGUGGACCAUCCCUGUUUACUCUGCUCAGCCACGUGGUGACCUUCAGCAGCAAAACAUAACCCACAUUGCCAUCCCUCAGGAGGCCUACAACGCCGUCCACGUCAGUGGCUCCCCCACAACUCUGGCUACAGUGAAGCUGGAAGAUGACAAGGAUAAGAUGGUGGGAAGUACUUCAGUAGUGAAGAACUCUCAUGAGGAAGUGGUGCAGACUCUUGCUAAUUCGAUCUUUCCAGCACAGUUUAUGAAUGGCAACAUCCACAUUCCAGUGGCAGUGCAGGCUGUGGCAGGGACAUACCAGAAUACAGCACAGACAGUGCACAUAUGGGACCCACAGCAGCAACAGCAGCAGCCCACACCACAAGAGCAGGGGCAGCAGCAGCAGCUACAAGUCACUUGCUCAGCUCAAACCGUUCAGGUUGCUGAAGUUGAACCACAGCCGCAGCCACAGACUUCACCUGAACUUCUACUUCCAAACUCUCUGAAGCCAGAAGAAGGUCUUGAAGUGUGGAAAAGCUGGGCACAGACCAAGAAUGCAGAGCUGGAAAAAGAAGCCCAAAAUAGACUAGCACCUAUUGGAAGGCGUCAGCUGCUGAGGUUCCAGGAAGAUCUCAUCUCCUCAGCUGUGGCUGAGCUGAACUAUGGCCUGUGCUUAAUGACACGAGAAGCUCGGAAUGGUGACGGUGAACCCUAUGAUCCAGAUGUGCUCUACUACAUCUUCCUGUGUAUUCAGAAGUAUCUCUUUGAAAAUGGCCGAGUCGAUGACAUCUUCUCAGAUCUCUACUACAUUCGCUUCACUGAAUGGCUGCAUGAAGUUCUUAAGGACAUACAGCCCCGUGUUUCACCUCUUGGUUACAUCCUCUCCAGUCAUGUAACAGAAGAGAUGCUGUGGGAGUGUAAGCAGCUUGGAGCUCACUCCCCUUCCACCUUGCUCACUACACUGAUGUUUUUUAAUACAAAAUACUUCCUGUUGAAAACAGUAGACCAGCACAUGAAGCUGGCCUUCUCCAAGGUGCUGAGGCAGACCAAGAAGAACCCUUCUAAUCCCAAGGAUAAAAGCACGAGUAUCCGCUACAUGAAGGCUCCAGGCAUGCACCAGACAGGACAGAAAGUUACAGAUGACAUGUAUGCAGAGCAGACCGAGAAUCCAGAGAACCCCCUGAGGUGUCCCAUAAAGCUGUAUGACUUCUACCUCUUCAAAUGCCCCCAGAGUGUGAAAGGCCGGAAUGACACCUUUUACUUGACCCCGGAGCCAGUGGUGGCCCCCAACAGCCCGAUCUGGUAUUCCAUCCAGCCGAUCAGCAGAGAGCAGAUGGAGCAGAUGCUCACCCGCAUCCUGGUGAUACGAGAGAUUCAGGAAGCUCUUGCCGUGGCUAAUGCCAGCACCAUGCACUAAGGCAUCCUUCGUGGCUCAGAUGGGGUGGGGCAGGGUGAUGGGGGAGGGACAAGCAAAGAGAAAUUGUACAGACUUUUACACUAAAGGAGAUGCCUAAGUUUUUGGUUUUUUAUUGGUGUAGUUAUGAAGCCCUUUUAGGCUUCUUCUCUUUAAAAGAAUCUAAAGGAAAACCUACCCAUUGUGUAUCCUACCCAACACACCAAACUGUUGGAACCAUUGGAGGCUGCAUAUCCCCUGCAAGCUGGGAGCUGUGGAAAGCUGCUGGUUGACUCUGGGUUUUUUUUUUAUGAUGUAGAAAACACGAACUACAGGAUUGGCCUGGUUGGCUGGGGCCUCUGUCUCCUUGGAGCACGUGCAGCCUAGAGGGCACAGAAUGAUGGAUGGACCUGCUCAGCCAGUGGAGGAGAGGCAGGCAUCUUCUUUUCUUGUGCUUGGACAUUAAUUUGCUGUUAUCUUGGAAGAAAGAGGAGAGAGUGAACUGCAAUUAUGAUUUAUACAAAAAAAAAAAAAACAAAACAACAAUUUCUAUUCAGACCUUUAAGUGACAUUUUUAGAUGUUAAAAGUACAAACUUUACCACACUCUUCUUUUUUGGCCUAACAUUGAGGCCUUAAAGCUUGAGGCUUCUGUGCCUGAUGGAAUUCUUGUAACAUACACUUGUGUAUCAUAUAAAGAUACCACCCUGUUUCUCUUAUGUAUUCUUACUCUAGUUGUUUAUUAAGAAUGACGAGCACGUCUUUUCAACAUGCCAUUGAACAAUGUGUCUUUAUUUGGGGAAGAGUGAGCUGUGAGGGUGGGGGGUCAUUAUACAAAGAUCAGUAUGCAAACUGGUUGUUUUCAUCCCUGUUCAUGCUUUCCAGCUCAACUCUGCUGGAUUUCUUUCACCCCUACAACUUGUGAAGGUAGAAGGGCAUACACUUCUGUUGAAGGACCUGAAUGUCUGCUUGCUGAUGGAAGCUCAGUGCCAGGCUAGGAACAUGGGAUCUGUGAGACCACAUCAGACUGUCCUAAUGUUCUGUGGCUUUACCCCUAGGCAAAUCCCCCUCUUUCCACCUUUUCAAAUGCAUCACAACAACAGCAUGAUGGAGGGGUAGUGGAGGGAAAAGGCCUUCCAGGAGCAGCAUAUGGCUUACUCCUGCUGUUUAACAGCCUUUUCACAGUUUUUAACACAGCUGUGUAGCUUUUGGCAUCAUUCAUGAUCAUAAUCCCCAGCCCUGUAGCCUUGCCUUGCUGCAUCUUAAAUGGUUGCUGUAUUUUAUAUCAUUAACAAAUAGUCUGCUCUUUUGAAGCCAGCAGGUAGCCAACUGUGCUUGAAAUGGGAGAUCACUUGCCAGGCUUGUUACUUGUGCCACCAGCUUCUUGGAUGCAGAGAAGUUACUCUGCUUCUUGAACUUGUCUUCCCUGCUUCUCCACCUCAUGUCCCUUCCCUGUUCCAAAAUACACAGAUAAAUAUUUAGAUAUAUAUUACAGUAAAAGAACUUAAACUUGUGUACAGGCAAGCAACUUUCCUGAAGCCUCUGUUGUCCAGCACCUAUCUGUAUUGAGAAGGAAGGUCUGCCCUCUCUGUUGGUUGUGCAAGAGUGUAAAUUGAUGAGAGUAGCCAAUGUUCCCUGUCUUUGUGCUUGUGAGCAGUGUUGAGGUGUGCAGCUUAGAGAGACUUCCCAAGCCCCUGAUGCUUCAUAUUGAUGUUGGUGUUUCUGAGGGAGCAGGUGUGCUUGAGUCAGUGUCAGUAUGAGCAGUUUGUUCCCUCUGCAGGACUCUGUGCUCAAGUAGGUGUGUGCAGAGAGGUGAAGUAGCAAUGCACUGUUGUUGUUUUAGGCUCUUAGCUCAGUGUCUGCCCUCAGAACGAGGCCAGAGGAAAACAGCCUGGGAUCACUGCCCAGAUCCCAGUGGGUCAGCUGGGAAGAUGGUGCUUAGGGUGGGUGUAGUGCUGGCAGCAAGUACUGGGACCUCAGUUUGUCUGCUGGGAGCCAGCAGUUGCCCCAUUGUAGGGUGGCUCUUGGGAUCACCAGUACUGCUUCAGCUGUCAGAAACCUCUGUUCCUUUCACCAUAUCACAGUGACUGGCAUGUCCAUCUUUGGCCCUGUUUUAAGUCUUUGAAGACAUGGUUGGGGCAGGCUCCACUAUUCCAAGCAGUUGCAUGUGCCUGCUGCACAGAGUGUGCCCAACAGGCAUGCACAGAGUGGCUUUCCCUUUCUUUUGGGCAGUUUGUCCCAUUGUCAGAGCAGAGUUGGAAAUCCUGCUGCCUUGGCUGUCUCCAUCAAAAUACAGCAGAUAUUAAAUAAUCUGCCAAAUCCACACUGUACAAGUUGCUUUACUGGGCAGCCUUGAGAGUCACCUCUUAACACUACACAUUGACAGGAACUUCAGCUGAGCUUUCUGGGGAAACAGAAUUCCAUGUUACCUUAAAAUUCUAGAUUGUGCACUUUCCUUACUACUCUUAACUGCAAGAUGAUCUCAAGUCUUUGUAGGGGGAAGAGUUCUCCUUGGAGGAUACUGCUUAAGAACAGGGAAACUAGGCACAUGGUGAGCUGUGGAGAUCUCCUGAUGAUUGAUGGACUGGAGUGUUUCCAUUUCUUUCUCAUUGUCCACAUGUACAUAGGAGAGGAUCUGCUGAUGCAGAAGUGGACUGCUGCACUGUUCUGUACUGUCUCAUCAGAAUGUCCACUGUGUUCACUUCAUUCCCUAUUUUUAGAGACAAUCGAUAUACUGUGACUUAAGGAUUAUUUUCCUGGAUCUGGCUUCUAGUCUGUCUCUCUGGAGAUAGUUUAAAAGGUACAGUAUUUCUAGAAUAUAAAUACUAUGUUGUUUGAUAGUGAAGAACAUGAUCUGCUCCCUUGUAGGGGCUUGUAGGAAGACGUGCACAGAGUAGCACAGAAGAGUGCUGUGGCUUAGGGUUGCUGUCCACAUUCUGGGAAAUGUUCCCAGUCAAACAUGUAAAAUAGCUUUUUAACACUUUCCUAUAACCAGCUUGACUGCUGCUUAAAGGGCAUUCCCCCUUGGCUCUGAGAGUGCCAAACUGCUUGUACUGCUCUUGUAUGCGUGUAUAUAUUGACAGGAACUCUCUGUGCCCUAUGCCUUGUACGAGACAGGCUCAAAAUGCAUCCAUCUCUAAAUAAAUAGAGCUGAGAAGUCAAGCUAGAGACCCUGUGUUGUUGAUUUUGAACUGUGCCCCCAUCUUGUCACUUUGGUAUGAAAGGAACCAUAGAAAGCAGAGAUUGCCUGCUGUAAAGCACCUCACAUUCUGACAUGAGACUCAUGUAUUGUCCAAGCUCUUGACGUUUAACAGUGUUGCUUUCUUUAGGGAACUUGUAGCCUCUUACAUGUGUCCACAGCACCAUUAGAUUUUCAUUUGCUUUCAAGAGGUCAAGCAUUUCCUCUUUAAGUGGUAAUGGCUGAAGCAGUGGAGAGCAGACUAGGGAGUGGUUCUUCACUCCUGUCUAAAGCAGUGUAUAAAGGGAAUGGUCUAAGAACUUCAUAGGGCUCUCACCUGUUGGCUGCCUCUCCCCUAGAGGUCUAGAUUUCAGAGGGGUCACAAGAUCUGAAGUAGUUCCUGAUCUGUUCUGCCUUGGACAAUACAAAAAGACUUAAUCUGAUUUCUAAAUAAGAAUCCUCUUCUGCACUGUUGCUGCUAGGGCAGAAAUUAAGACAGUCUUGUUCUCAGCAGCAUCAGGGCUACUGUCUGCCUUGGCAUACAUAGAAGGGAUGAGGCCUGGAAUAUUGCUAUGCUGUGAUAAGAGCAGAUCCAGAAAUGGUAGAAAAGAGCCCCCUGAGUGUACAGGGGGUGGAGGAUUGCUGGUACUGUAGUUUCUCAUCCUCUUGCUGGACUGAGUGCUGCUGGACACUGAAUGGCUGUGCAGCUGUCCAGCCAUACCAUGUUCUUACCCAAGUUUAAUACUGACUGACUUGGAGUUAGCGCUUGGACUCCUAAAUCACUCUUAAAGUGGGAUAUCAACUGUCUUCCACCCUAUAUGGGGCUUUUCUCCCCAUCCUAUUGCUGGAGCUGCUCCUCUCAAACAUUACAGGGAAUGCACCUUAUCCUGAUGAUUCAGCCUCUUCUGUCUUGUUGGUGCCAAUGCUUAAGAAAGAGCCCUUCUUGCUUAUACCUCUUCCUACCUUAAGGAACAUCUCAAUUCUUCCACAAGUCUUGCUGCCAUGCUUCCCCCAAAUCUCUGAAGCGAUUGCUGUGUCCCUACUUGUCGGUUUCCUUUACUCGUGGCUGAAGCUCUGCUCUGACGCUGCAGUCACGUUCCCUGUAACCUUGUGCAUGGCAGACACGUUUGCCUGCUUCUCCUUUGGCGUUGGAACUCAGCAGAACGGGAAGGCAGAUUAAACCCACUUACAGCAGCAAUAAACCAUGUCUAGAGCUUGAGGGAACUGCAGGAGAGAAUGAGGUGGAGGGGAUGUCUCAAAAAGGCAGGGUCCAGUUGCAGCCCAAAACCUCGCUUGAUAAUGAGUGUGCAGCCUAUAUGCAAAAUACAUCUUGUCUGUCCCUCCUGUGUUGACCCAGGUCUAAACAGCACAUGUGAUUGGCAUCCUGCAAAGUGACCUUCAGAACUCUCCAGUAGCUUUGCCCCGUGAGUAACUCACACUACAAAUCAUUUUAAAGAGAUGCACUCAACUAUUUUUUUAAUUUAAUUUUACUCUUAUAUUCUCUGCUCUUUGUAAUCUGCUUGGAAAUAAAAUGUUUUUCCCUGCA